AAAUGUCAGCACCCAGAGAGCUCAUGCACCGGGGUUAAAACAGGACAGUUUACUGCACGGUUUGCUGCAGUUUUAUGGUGGCAACAGACCACUAACGGCCCGUUAUAGUUUAAUUAAUUAGUGUUUUAUCAUGUCGGUUAAUUAGAAGAGUUCCGCUGCUAGCUAGCGAGCUGUAGCUAACAUCCUGUAGCUAGCAGCCGAACAGAAACAUGUCGCUGUCUCUGGUGAAACGCUGCUGUGAAACACCUCUGAUUAGACGAGUUUUACAGUUUAAAAUGUUCAGGAGGAGAAUCCAGAGCUGUAACUUGAGCUACACCGUGUGGAGACACCGAUGGAUGAAGAGACUACCGGUGAUAAGCAGCAGCUUCAGGGGGAUGAGCUCCCAGACAGACAAGGAUGCUGUUGACCUGUCCAAGUUCCCUGCAGACAGAAUCAGGAAUUUCUGCAUCAUCGCCCACAUUGACCACGGAAAGAGCACGUUGGCUGACCGGCUGCUGGAGAUGACAGGCGCCAUCGCAAAGACCGAGAAGAACAAGCAGGUUCUGGACAAGCUUCAGGUGGAGCGAGAGAGAGGAAUAACGGUGAAGGCCCAGACGGCCUCGUUGUUCUACAGCCACCAGGGAGAGCAGCACCUCCUGAACCUCAUCGACACGCCGGGUCACGUCGACUUCAGUUAUGAGGUGUCUCGCUCGAUUUCUGCGUGCCAGGGCGUCCUGUUGAUUGUUGAUGCCAAUCAGGGCAUCCAAGCGCAGACGAUGGCCAACUUCUACCUCGCCUUCGAAGCUCAGCUGGCAAUCAUACCCGUCAUCAAUAAGAUUGAUUUGAAAAAUGCUGAUCCGGAGCGAGUGGAGUCACAGAUUGAAAAGGUGUUUGAUAUUCCACGGGAAGAAUGCAUCAGGAUUUCAGCUAAACUUGGAACAAACGUCGAGCAGGUUCUCCAAGCGGUCGUGGAACGGAUUCCGCCGCCGGUGGCGAGCACCAAAGACCCCUUUAAAGCCUUAGUGUUUGACUCCAAUUUCGACCACUACAGAGGAGUCGUGGCCAACAUCGCUGUGUUCGGGGGUCGGGUCAAAAAAGGGGACAAGAUCGUGUCGGUGCAUCUCGGCAAGACCUACGAGGUCAACGAGCUCGGUCUGCUCCGGCCAGAUGAGCAGCCGACACAGAAACUGUUUGCAGGUCAAGUGGGUUACAUCAUAGCGGGCAUGAAGGACGUGAAGGAGGCCCAGAUUGGUGACACGCUCUGCCUCCAGGAGCAGCCGGUCGAAGCUCUUCCAGGGUUUAAACCUGCCAAAGCCAUGGUGUUUGCAGGCAUGUAUCCAAUGGACCAGUCAGAAUAUCCCGGCCUUCGCAGCGCCAUUGAGAGGCUAACCCUGAAUGACUCAAGUGUCACAGUGCAGAAAGACAGCAGUCUGGCCCUGGGAGCAGGCUGGAGACUCGGCUUCCUGGGUCUUCUCCAUAUGGAGGUGUUCAAUCAGAGGCUGGAGCAGGAGUACAAUGCCUCGGUUAUCGUAACUGCGCCCACCGUGCCCUACAAGGCCGUCCUCUCCUCGGCCAAACUCAUCAAGGAACACGGCAGGGAGGAGAUAACCAUCGUGAACCCUGCUCAGUUCCCAGACAGAUCGGUGGUUUCCGAGUAUUUGGAGCCGAUGGUGCUGGGAACCAUUCUGGCUCCAGAAGCUUACACCGGAAACAUAAUGAGUCUCUGCUUGAGUCGCAGGGCGGUGCAGAAGAACAUGGUGUACAUAGACGACCAGCGCGUCAUGAUGAAGUACCUCUUCCCUCUCAAUGAAAUCGUGGUGGAUUUCUAUGACCUCCUCAAAUCCCUUUCAUCUGGAUACGCCAGCUUUGAUUAUGAGAAUGCCGACUACCAGAGAGCUGAUUUGAUAAAGAUGGAUAUUCUCCUGAACGGGCGGCCAGUGGAGGAGCUCACCACCAUCGUACACAAGGAGCGAGCGUACAGUACGGGGAAGGCCAUGUGUGAGCGGCUGAAGGACUCCAUCCCCAGGCAGAUGUUUGAGAUCGCUGUGCAGGCAGCCCUCGGAAGUAAGGUCAUCGCAAGAGAAACAAUUAAGGCGUAUAGAAAAAAUGUUCUCGCCAAAUGUUACGGAGGCGACAUCACGCGCAAGAUGAAGCUACUGAAGAAACAGGCCGAAGGAAAGAAGAAGAUGAGACGCAUCGGCAACGUGGACGUUCCCAAAGACGCCUUUAUUAGUGUUCUGAAGAGGAAAGAAAAAUAGACUGUGACACUGUUAAUGCAUUAUUAUUAUUAUUAUUAUGUAUAAUAGGAUAUGGAUCAGGUCUUUGUUAUUGAAAGGCUCUGGUAGAUUUCUCCUUAAAUAAAAGUGCUGCAAACUGU
Messenger RNA from Stegastes partitus (bicolor damselfish), 2356 nucleotides. It is a transcript of the gene guf1, whose product is annotated as GTP binding elongation factor GUF1. Gene Ontology annotation, molecular function: mitochondrial ribosome binding; GTPase activity; GTP binding. The coding region runs from base 210 to 2237 and encodes 675 amino acids. Lineage: Eukaryota; Metazoa; Chordata; Actinopteri; Pomacentridae. The record is from RefSeq and is a predicted model, not a curated record. The transcript has 17 exons. Gene Ontology annotation, cellular component: mitochondrion. Gene Ontology annotation, biological process: positive regulation of translation.